AUGUCCAUUGACGAACCCAAAUCACCCGGCGGGCCAUUGGGAAGUGCGCAAGAUGUUUUAAUUCAAAGCCCUGAUGUAGCGGGCGAUGAGAAAUUUCAGGCGCAGAUCUUGAUGGCCAACAUUGCCAGUGACGCCAGCAGCAGUCAGGAUGUAGGGCACCUUUCUUUGAAGAAAAGAGAACUUGUUUGCGGCCUAAAGAAGGCGAUAAACAAGUAUCUCCGCCGUCAUUGUGAAGGGGGGCAUCCAACAACUGACCUAUUACGCGAGCGCAUCUAUGCGGCACUCGAUGGUGCAUUGUUAGGUAUGGAAGUGGAUGACAUCAUGUCGAAGCAUUACUCCAAGGGUGCAGAGAACCCCAAGAAUCCCAGAACAAACGACAACAGAAACCUUCAAACCAACGACAACUUCAUCAUACCUGUAGGACAGUACAUUUGGAACAGCAUGAAGCGCGGAUCGUUUUCCCUCGGCACGAUUCCAAGCGCAAAACCACGUUUGUUGAUUGGUGGGCGAGGCAGCCUUGCUGGAAUGCCGGGAGGAUAUCCAACAGAGUGA
Suillus subalutaceus is the source of this 552-nucleotide messenger RNA. RefSeq lists its product as uncharacterized. The transcript is spliced from 4 exons. Lineage: Eukaryota; Fungi; Basidiomycota; Agaricomycetes; Boletales; Suillaceae. Bases 1 to 552 code for a protein of 183 amino acids. The record is from RefSeq and is a predicted model, not a curated record.